UGGAUGGUUGGCUGGAUGGUUGUCCAAUAUGUAAGUGGGUGCAUAGAUGGAUGAUAGGUGGGUGGUGGAUGAAGUAUGAUUGAAGGGUCAUGGGAAGGUGAGUUGGUGGCUGGUAGCCAGCGGGUGUCUGUACAAACGCUCAGGUAGGAGGAUGGAUGCACUGGGGAACGGAUGGGUGAGUAGACAGACGGAAGAAUGGCUUCGAGAAUUCACAGGCAGGUUGGAGAGGUGAUGAGGCCUCCAUAGAAAUCCGACUCCCAGUGGGGAGGAAUCCCUGGCCGCCCACCUUGAGAUGUGUCUGCCCUCCAGCCCCGUACACGGGAAGAACGCGUAGGGGGCCCAGGCAGGCAUGUAUAGGCGGACAGGUGCCGAUACAUGUACACAGCCGUCGCCCCCGACCUCUCACCUUGGGUGACUGGCCUCCGUGCUUUCCGUCACACAGACACCGCCUGGUGGAAGGACACUUGGCUGCAGAUGAUCUUCUCUGAUUAUCCAAGAAACGUGCCUUUGUGCAGACCAGCCUCAUGUACUAAUACCAGCCCAGACACUUCCAGCCUCCAAAGCCAGGGCCGGGGCAGAGGAAGGGACCCAAGCAGGGCUGGAGGAAGCCGGUUUGAGGAGUUGAGAGUUCAGCCUGUGGACAACAGGCGAAGCUCAUCAGAACAUCGGGUUCUGGAACGGGGCUGUGAAGGGUAAAUAGGAGUUGACCAGAGAAGGAGAAGGAAGGGUAUUCUAUGUAGAAAUAACUGCACUGAUGAAAGCUUAGAGACCACAGAAAGCUUUAUCUGCGUGCACAACAGGGAACACCGGAGAGGUGCAUAUAUUGAGCACCUACUGUUUGCCAGGCCCUAGGCUAGGGACUUCACUGAAAACUGACCAUUGGUCAAAAGGGGAUUCUCUCCCUCAGGUUAAGGAUGAGGCAGGUGAAACUCAGGGCAAGUGACCUGCCAAAGGACACACAGCAAAUAGGAGAUGGGGUGUCCUGUGUCUGUGUCCUGCUCUAGGGUCUGAAAUGGCCCAGGGAAGACCAAGGGGUCCUUUCGAGGAGAGGGAGGCAGGUGACCCUCCUGCUCACCAGGUGCUGCAUCCUGCCCCACCCUCGUGCUUCCCCAGGUGGCCUGCCUGUGUUGAGGAGAAACGUGGGACGCUGGCCAUGAAGACCCUCCGGGCACGAUUUAAGAAGACAGAGCUGCGUCUCAGCCCCACUGACCUUGGCUCCUGCCCGCCCUGCGGCCCCUGCCCCAUCCCGAAGCCGGCAGCCAGAGGCAGGCGCCAGAGCCAGGAGUGGGGCAAAAGUGACGAGCGGCUGCUGCAGGCCGUGGACAGCAACGACGCUGCGCGGGUGGCUGCCCUCAUCACCCGCAAGGGACUGGUGCCCACGAAGCUGGACCCCGAGGGCAAGUCCGCAUUCCACCUGGCUGCCAUGAGAGGUGCGGCCAGCUGCCUGGAGGUGAUGCUGGCACACGGCGCCAAUGUCAUGAGCACGGAUGGGGCAGGUUACAAUGCCCUCCACCUGGCCGCCAAGUAUGGGCACCCACAGUGCUUGAAGCAGCUGCUACAGGCGUCCUGCGUGGUGGAUGUUGUGGACAGCAGUGGGUGGACGGCCCUGCAUCAUGCAGCUGCGGGCGGCUGCAUCUCCUGCUCAGAAAUGCUUUGCUCCUUCAAGGCACAACUGAAUCCCCGAGAUCGGUCAGGCACAACGCCCCUUAUCAUAGCAGCGCAGAUGUGUCACACAGAUUUGUGCCGCCUCCUCCUGCAGCAGGGGGCCGCUGCAAAUGACCAGGACCUGCAGGGCAGGACGGCCCUGAUGAUGGCCUGUGAGGGCGCCAGCCCUGAAACGGUGGAGGUGCUGCUGCAGGGCGGGGCCCAGCCGGGCAUCACCGACGCCCUGGGCCAGGACGCCGCUCACUACGGAGCCCUGGCAGGAGACAAGCUCAUCCUGCACCUCCUGCAGGAAGCUGCGCAGCGCCCCUCACCACUCAGUGAGGAUGACUCAGGCGAGGCAUCAUCUCAGAACUCUGUGUCCAGCCAUGAGAAGCGAGGGGCUCCCAAGAAGCGGAAGGCACCUCAGCCCCCCGCCAGCAUCCCCGUGCCGGAUGAUCGAGACGCCUAUGAGGAGAUCGUGCGGCUGCGACAGGAGAGGGGCCGCCUGCUGCAGAAGAUCCGGGGCCUGGAGCAGCACCAGGAACGGAGGAAGCAGGAGCUGCCAGAGGCCGAGGCCAGCUCCCUCCACAGCCUGGAGAGACAGGUGCAGGAGCUGCAGCAGCUGCUGGCUGAGAAGCAGGAGGAGAAGGAGAGCCUGGGACGGGAGGUGGAGAGUCUGCAGAGCCGCCUGUCGCUGCUGGAGAAUGAGAGGGAGAACACCAGCUAUGAUGUGGCCACUCUGCAGGAUGAAGAGGGUGAACUGUCUGACUUUCCAGGGGCCGAGGCUCUGCUCUGCAAACGGCUAAGCCCCUCAGCCCAGGAGCUCUUGGCCUCGCUGCAGGAGCAGGUGGCUGCGCUCACCAGACAAAACCAGGAGCUGAUGGAGAAGGUCCAGAUCCUGGAGAGCUUUGAGAAGGAUGAGAUGGAGGUGAAUGGGUCAGCCGAGGUCAUCCCUCUGGCGCUCUAUGACUCUCUCCGGGCUGAGUUUGACCAGCUCCGCAGGCAGCAUGCCGAGGCCCUGCGGGCACUGGAGCAACUGGAGGCCCGGGGGGCCCCUGGAGCAGAGGAGGCAGCCGCUGGGGAGGGCCGGGGCACGGGACUCAAGACCACCAGGAAUGGGCCGAUGGAGAUGGAGCUUGAUGGCCUCACGGCUGCGGGAUCCAAAGUUCACGGAGCUGAGACCACAGAGGAGGAGGCUGCAGGAGGUGACACUGUGCAGACAGCAUCUGUGGAGGCCGAGGCCACGGAAACAAAAUCCACGGGGGCCGAGGCCACAGAAACGAAAUCCAUGGGAGCCGAGGCCACAGAAACAAAACCCAUGGACCCUGAAGCCACAGAAACAAAAUCCACGGGGGCCGAGGCCACAGAAACUGAGGCUCUGGAAGAGGGAGGAAAUCCAGAAACGAAGGCCACAGGAGCAGAGGCCACAAAGCCCAAAGCAGAGGAACCAGAAGUGAAGGCCAACGGCGUGGGUGCUGGGGAGGCCAAGCCUACGGACCCAGAGACCGCGCCCGUGGAGGCCGCCCCAGGCCCAGCCCUCUACCCUGGAGCCGCGGAGGCCUCAGAACAGCUGCAGGCAGAGCUGGAGACCAGGAUUCGCGCCUUGGAGGAGGCGCUCCGGCAGCGGGAGCGGGAGGCGGCCGCCGAGCUGGAGGCAGCGCACGGCAAGUGCCAGGCCGCAGAGGCCGAGGCCGGCCGGCUCCGGGAGCGGGUGCGCGAGGCCGAGGGCGGCGGCGCCGCGGGGGGCAGCGGCGGGGACGUGGUCCAGCUGCGAGCCGCCCUGGAGCAGGCCCGGGAGGACCUCCGAGUCCGGGACGCGCGCCUCCGGGAGCUGGAGGCGGCCUCGGCCUGGCUGGACGAGGCCCGGGCUGGCCGGCUACUGGCCGAGGAGGAGGCCCGGGGCCUGCGGGCGGAGCUGGCCCGACGGGACGAGGUGCGGCUGGAGCAGAGCCGGGAGCUGGAGGCGCUCCGGGGGCAGCUGGCCACUGCCACGGCCACCGGGGAGCAGCAGCGGGCAGCGGCGGCCCAGCUGGGCCAGGCCCGGGAUGCGGCCGAGGCCCGAGCCGCCGAGCUGGCCGCGGCCUGCGAGGAGGCCCGGCGGGGCCUGGCGGAGCUGCGCGAGGCUUCCGAGGCCCUGCGCCAGUCGGCGGUGCCGGCGUCCGAGCAUCACCGGCUGCAGGAGGAGGCCCUGGAGCUGCGGGGCCGGGCGGCCAGCCUGGAGCAGGAGGUGGUGGCCACCGGCAAGGAGGCCGCCCGGCUGCGGGCCGAGCUGGAGCGGGAGCGUGUGGGGAGCGUGGCCCGCUUGGAGCACGAGCGCGUGGUGGGCGCGUUGCAGGCAGACGUGGCCCGGCUGGAGGGGCAGCUGGAGGACCUGGGACGACGGCACGAGAAGACCAGCGCCGAGGUCUUCCAGGUCCAGAGGGAGGCGUUGUUCAUGAAGAGUGAGCGGCACGCGGCUGAGGCCCAGCUGGCCACAGCAGAGCAACAGCUGCGGGGACUCCGUACUGAGGCCGAGCGGGCACGCCAGGCCCAGAGCCGCGCCCAGGAGGCCCUGGACAUGGCCAAGGAGAAGGACAAGAAGAUCACAGAGCUCUCCAAGGAAGUCUUCAGUCUUAAGGAGGCAUUGAAGGACCAGCCAGCGGCCCCAGGCCCCCCCGAAGUAGAGACCCUCCGUGGCCAGGUCAAAGCCCUGCAGGAGCAGCUGAAGCAGGCUGCCAGGGACCACAGUGCCGUGGUGGCUUUGUAUAGGAGCCACCUCCUGUAUGCCAUCCAGGGUCAGAUGGAUGAAGAUGUGCAGCGGAUUCUGAGCCAGAUCCUCCAGAUGCAGAGACUCCAAGCUCAGGGCCGCUGAGCAUCCGAGCACUGACCCCCCGGCCCCCAGGCUCCGCGAGGGGGUCCAGGGUCACCCUCUGACCUACUAAGCUUGGACAGCGGCCUGGGCCCUCUGGGCUGUUCUUAGCUGCGUCCACUGCCCCACUUGUGCCCCGCAUGCCCUGGCGGUGCCCCUGCCCCACCCGAGGAUCUGUGAAUCCCCUCCCCCACUUCCUGUUGGUCCCAUAGCCAGGCGGCACCCCGGCCCCCAGGAACCCCAGGAAUAAAAGCUCUCGGAGCAGAAGAUGAAAGUGUAUGGCCUGAUCGCUGCAGGGAGGAGAGGGUGGCCCAGGGCAGGGAUUAGCAGGUGAGGCGCGCAGUCCCCGGUCCCCAGAGUAGGCACCGUGUGGACGCAGUGCUGUAAAGUGUCACAGUGAACGACCAGAUGUCCACGAUCAACAAACCAUCCAAAUGUUAAGACAGCCUCCAAGUCUGCAUUCUUGAGUAUCUUUCCUCACCCCAAAUCCAGCCCCGCUGGGACCCUCCCACCUGCAGCCUCCCUGCCCUUGGGCAAGUCCCCCGAAAACCCCUGGGGCUUCUUAGCUCUUUCCCUGCUAAGGCGGGCGAGGCGGGAAUGUGGCCCAUCCCCUUGAGUGUCCAGGGUGGGCACCGUGUCUGUAGGGGCCCAGCCUGUCCCUCGGGGUCCCUGUGGCUCCGAGUAGGUCCCGCAGGUGGGGCUGCCUCCCCAGGGCCCUGUUUCUGUCUCUGUGGCCCUGAGCGUGGAGCGCUGGCCAGGGUGGGUCCCCGCACUGUGGUCGGCGAGUGCAGGGGCCACUUCCCCUGUCCUGCCUGCGUCUCUCUUCACCCGGUGUUGGUCUCUUGUGUUUCUGCCACUGGCUCACGGGCUCCCAACGCUGUCCCCGUCCCUCUCUCUUCUCUCCGUCUCUGUGUCUCUCCCCACACUGUCCUUUCUCAACCUUCACCCUGUCAUCGGUCCCCUCCUGGGGUUUUCCCAUCCAUGUGUUCCCUGAAGCCGGAAGGAAGGACUGGCAGUCAGGCUGUUGUGGGAAAGGCCACGGGGUCUCCACUUCUCUCUUUCUCGAAGCCUCCUCUCCCGCCUCCACCCUCAGGGCCUCCGGAACCCUGUGCCCAGCGGUGACAGGUGAAGGGACCAGGGCUCCUCCGCCACCACCCGCUCAGCUCUGCUGGCCCCGCAAACCGCAAACCAGCCAGGGAGUCAGACCCCGGGGGAGGGGAAGUGGGGGCUUUGACAGGGUGCUGCGCUUCCUCCUCUGGUGGAACCCGAGUCCCCUGCCUCCCGGAGGUGCUCCCAGGACAGCAGAGCCCGCCGAC
Canis lupus familiaris (dog) is the source of this 5808-nucleotide messenger RNA. It is a transcript of the gene ANKRD24, whose product is annotated as ankyrin repeat domain 24. NCBI's taxonomy places the organism in Eukaryota, Metazoa, Chordata, Mammalia, Carnivora, Canidae. Bases 1013 to 4495 code for a protein of 1160 amino acids. The transcript has 21 exons. The record is from RefSeq and is a predicted model, not a curated record. Gene Ontology annotation, molecular function: actin binding.